Lepisosteus oculatus (spotted gar) is the source of this 3537-nucleotide messenger RNA. RefSeq names its product eukaryotic elongation factor 2 kinase (gene eef2k). Gene Ontology annotation, biological process: protein phosphorylation; response to differentiation-inducing factor 1; myosin II filament disassembly. NCBI's taxonomy places the organism in Eukaryota, Metazoa, Chordata, Actinopteri, Semionotiformes, Lepisosteidae. The record is from RefSeq and is a predicted model, not a curated record. Gene Ontology annotation, molecular function: elongation factor-2 kinase activity; ATP binding; calmodulin binding.
ACCCCCCGGGGGGGGCGGCUGUUGCGCCCGGUGGCCACCAGGAGGCGCUCUGCAGGCUGGCGGCGUGAGAGUCUACGUGCGCCGGGGCGCUGCAGCAGUGGAGGACUGGGAACAGAAACCUGAAUCCCCUCCCGUCGAGGAUACACACCCCCCCGUCUCCCCCCACGGGCUCUGCCUGCAGGACAGCUUCGGGUUCGGGAAGCCGUGUUGUGGAAAAACUCUUGCAAGAGCGCAGCAACAGGGCGGCGAGCAAGACACGGAGUGAGAGACACGGACAGGCUCCCAGCCUUCCUCCACACAGAAGCACACUCAUCGGCGCGUCUAUGCAUCGGAGGCCAGCUCUGAUUGUGCUCAGUAAGCUGUGGCCAGCGUGUGGAGAGGACCCCAGGGGUGCAGCCGGUGACCAGCCGUGAUGGAGGAGGAGAUGAUCUUCAGCAUGGAGGAGGUGGACAGCGCCCGCAGGGGGGGCAGGCACGCCGGCUCGCUGGAGGACCCCGACAGCGACGAGGAGGACAACUUCUACAUCUGCCCCAUCACCGAUGACCCGUCGGAGAGCCAGGCCAAGAACAUCUGCAACUACCUGAAGAACCUCAUCCACAACGAGCAGUACUCCUCCAGCGCGUCGCCCAAGAAGUCCUUCAGCUUCAAGAAAGAACCAGAGGCGCGAUCUGUCAGUUUUGGGGUGUUGUCUGAACGAGGUCGGGAGGCUUGGAAGCAUGCCAUCCGGAAGGCCAAGGCCAUGCCCGAUCCCUGGGCGGAGUUCCACCUGGAGGACAUCGAGACAGAGCCCUGUGUGCGAUACAGGUACAAUGCUGUGACUGGGGAGUGGGCACAGGAUCAGGUCUAUAUAAAGAUGGCCACCCAGCCCUUCGGAAGGGGAGCCAUGAGGGAGUGCUACAGAACGAAGAAGCUGUCCAACUUCUCUCACAGCCACAACUGGAAAUCGGCCUCCAACUACGUGGCGAAGCGCUACAUCGAACCCGUGGCCAGGGACGUGUACUUCGAGGACGUCCGGCUGCAGAUGGAGGCCAAGCUCUGGGGGGAGGAGUACAACCGCCACCGGCCGCCCAAGCAGGUGGACAUCAUGCAGAUGUGUAUCCUGGAGAUGACGGGACGUCCCGGGAAGCCCCUGUACCACCUGGAGCACUACAUCGAGGGCAAGUACAUCAAGUACAACUCCAACUCCGGCUUCGUUCGGGACGACAACAUCCGCCUCACCCCCCAGGCCUUCAGCCACUUCACCUUCGAGCGCUCCGGCCACCAGAUGAUCGUGGUGGACAUCCAGGGGGUGGGGGACCUCUACACUGACCCCCAGAUCCACACCGAGAAGGGCACCGACUUUGGAGACGGAAAUCUGGGGGUGCGAGGCAUGGCCCUGUUCUUCCACUCCCACCUGUGCAAUAAGAUCUGUAAGAGCAUGGGCCUGACCGCCUUUGACCUCUCCCCGCAGGAGCGGGCCCAGCUGGAUUGUACCAACAAGCUGCUGUCCGCCCAGACGGUGCUCCGGGGCUGUGAGGAGCUGUGCGGCAGCCCCCGCGUGCGAACCAUCUCGGGCAGCCUCCCCCCGCCGCUGCUGUCCCGCCUGUCCGAGACCUCCUCCGCCGACGACAACAUGAGCGACGGCCCCUUCGACUCCCCGCCCUGCUCCCCGGCCACCCCCCACCUGGACUCGCUGGGCAAAUCCCCUCUGGGCUGGUCGGUGCUGAACAACAUGGACAUCCUGGCCAACGAGACCAACAACAACAGCAUGGAGCCCAGGGACUCGGAGAGUGGGGGUGACAGUGGGUACCCCAGCGAGAGACGCAGCGAGGGGGAUGACCUGGAACACAGAGAGAGGGCCAGCUGGCUGGGUAGCAGGAGGCCGUACGAAUCAGACGAGGACAGUAUCCGAAGGAAAAGAGUGGCGCUCCUCAACAAGCCCUCCUUAUCUCCCAAACACAACCCCCUGAACAGACCGCUGACGGAGGAGAAGUGGAGCUUCUUCCACGCCUCGCGCUCCCACGUUCACCGGCCCUCCUGCGUGGCCGUGGAAGUGGAGCGGCUCAACGCCCUGCAGCUGGAGAAGAAGAUCGGGAAGUCGAACCUCGGGAAGGUCCACCUGGCCAUGGUGCGGUACCACGAGGCGGGGCGGUUCUGCGAGAAGGACGAGGAGUGGGACCGGGAGUCGGCGCUGUUCCACCUGGAGCACGCCGCGCUGUGCGGGGAGCUGGAGGCCAUCGCUGCCCUGGGCCUCUGCCACCUGCAGCUGCCCCAUCACAUCCUGCCCGAGGUCACCCUGGAGGACACCGAGGAGAACAGGAAGAAGGGGUUCCGGUUCCUCCUGGAGGCUGCUGAGGCGGGGGACCGGCCCUCCAUGAUCCUGGUGGCCAGAGCCUUUGACUCCGGGGCCAACCUGGCCCCCGACAGGCCGCAGAACUGGGAGGAGGCCGUUGGCUGGUACAACAAAGCGCUCAACAUGACGGACUACGACGAGGGUGGCGAGUACGACGGCAUGCAGGACGAGCCCCGCUACCUGCUUCUGGCCCGGGAGGCCGAGAUGUACCUGAGCGGGGGGUUUGGGCUGGAUGCAGACCCACAGAGGUCAGGGGACCUGUUCACGGAGGCCGCGGACGCUGCCAUGGAGGCCAUGAAGGGCAGGCUGGCCAACCAGUACUACAUGAAGGCGGAGGAGGCGUGGGGCAUGGUGGGAGAGUGAGGCCACGCCUAGCGAGAGCUUCGAAUUGAAUUUCAACAUCGGCGCGACUGUUAACCCAUCACCACUGGGAAGCCUGUACUCUCUGUCCGAAUCCAAAACUGUUUACAGACGUUCAGCACCAUAGUUUUCGAUUGAUUCUCUUUUUUCAGUGCAUACAUGUAAUUGCCCCUCGUGGGGAGAGCUACAGACUCUAUACAGUAAUGCUGUAGCAUCUGAGUUGCUUUUUACAAUUGCAGAGCAAAUAAACUUUUAGCAAGACAGAAGAAUUGUUGUCGCAGAAAGUCUAGGACGCCGCCAUGCCUUUUUACUGUGCUAUACUCCCAGCGGAUCUGCACCUUGUAUCUACUCGCCCCACUGUGCUGCGACCUGAUUUGUUUUUAUGUUUUAUGUGCUUUUUAAAAUGUAACUGAAUAUAAUUCCUUUAAUGGCAGCAUAAAGCAGAAAGUUGUUUCUUUUGGUGCAUGGGAAAAAAAAUAACUGAAAAAGCUUUGUUUACAAGAUAUUAAUAUAAUUUUUUUUUAAAGCAUUUAAAUUUAUAUCUACACAUAACAGGUUACUGUGUGAAGGUGAAGGAGCAGAAGUGGCAGGGUUUUUUUUUGCUAAUCGAAGCUCCGAACCUUGUAAUUCUGUGGGAGAAGGAGGCGUUGCGGUGGGGUUGUGCAGCUAUCUCAGCCUCGCGCACAAAAGUGUACAGUGCUGUGUUGUUGCAGCUUGCAUGUGCUUAGGCCUCCUGGGAAUACGCACUCUGUAUGAUGAUGGUGUAGUUUCUGAGCAUGUCUGACCCGAGAUGUGGGCCUUUUGUGAGCACUUCAGAAAAUAAAAAGCAUCAGUUCCUUUUGAAA